CGACGCGCACAUACAGAAGCGCGUACAGGUUUAUUUGUCCCGUCGAGGUAAAUAGAGCUGCUGAUGGAUACAGUUGCCUCGUGUAACCACAGUGCGAGAUCUCCUCAAGCUCGUACCACUUCCCCGCUGCUGCAAACCCACAGCGCACACCAUGCGGCGCUCCAUCGACGCGAUGUCGGCCUUUUCAAACGACGACUUUGCAGAGUAUGACUUCGUUUCCGAGGGACAGCGUUCGCUCGAGUCGAGUAUAGCGAGCUUGGGGCUAGGAGGUGAUAAUGUAGCCGAGAUACACGAGCCAGCGCCAUCGCAAGCGGCUCGCGCGACCUUCAUAACACCAUCCUUGACACCUGAAGACAUACGUGCAUACGUUCAGAGGUCUCUCGGUCCCGACGGAAGAAUAUACAAAACUGUAAGAGUCUAUGUUGAUGGCCUAUUCGACCCCUUCACAGCAGGCCAUGCCCUACAGCUACGUCAAGCCAAGCUGUCCUUCCCGAAUGUCCACCUGUUGGUGGGAGUGUUCCCGGGCGGCCGCUUGGAGCAGUAUGGCCGCAAGGCCAGAAUUCCGCACGUCGAGAGGUGUGAGCUAGUGCGGCAUUGUCGAUGGGUAGACGAGAUUGUCGAGGAUGCGCCGUGGCAGAUUGACGAGGCGUUCCUAAACGCACACCGCAUAGACUAUGUCGCGAUCGACGAAGGAGCAUCGAUCGACCCUGCGUAUGGCAAGGAGAGAGUCAAGGGAUUCGACUUGGUCAAGAACCUUCGCAAAGCUGUCCCGACUAGGCCAACACCAGGGCUGACAGCACUGCAGCUGUGUGAGAACCGAGGGAGCGAGACACCCGCUUUGGAACACGGCACCAUCAAAGGCUUGCCGUCGUCGAUAAAGAUGCCCACAGGGCAGGAUGAAGAGAAGUUCGAGGAUCCAUUUGAGGUAGAUGAGCCACCGUUGAGCUUUUUGGAAUAAUUGGUAUGUUCAAAGAGUGGACGCGGCCUCGAGUCAGAUACUUGAAAGGCUUCGUGCCGUCGGCUAUCCCCGAUCACAUCAAACACCCACCCAUCUCCUUUCAGUUUCGUUCUUUGCGACAUCCCCACUCAUUUCUGCCUUGGUAUGUGGCCUUCACGCUUCGCUUUUCUUUAUAUUUCAAUCUCGACUACCAAGGCAGCUCUACGUGAAUAUACAUCCC
Molecule: messenger RNA, 1178 nt
Organism: Phanerochaete carnosa HHB-10118-sp
Lineage: Eukaryota; Fungi; Basidiomycota; Agaricomycetes; Polyporales; Phanerochaetaceae
Exons: 3
Coding region: 152-958 (268 amino acids)
Biological process (GO): CDP-choline pathway
Cellular component (GO): nuclear envelope
Molecular function (GO): phosphatidylcholine binding; choline-phosphate cytidylyltransferase activity
Source: RefSeq, a predicted model, not a curated record